Molecule: messenger RNA, 2949 nt
Organism: Ramularia collo-cygni
Lineage: Eukaryota; Fungi; Ascomycota; Dothideomycetes; Mycosphaerellales; Mycosphaerellaceae
Product: probable glucosidase II catalytic (alpha) subunit and related enzymes, glycosyl hydrolase family 31
Exons: 2
Coding region: 1-2949 (982 amino acids)
Biological process (GO): N-glycan processing; carbohydrate metabolic process
Cellular component (GO): glucosidase II complex
Molecular function (GO): alpha-glucosidase activity; carbohydrate binding
Source: RefSeq, a predicted model, not a curated record
AUGCGUGGCUCCAACAGCUCAUGGAGCAGCUGGAUCAGCUUCACGCUCUUGCUUGCGACGCUUUGCUGCUUGAUCACGCCGGCCGUGACGGUUAAGCACGAAAACUUCAAAACAUGCGAUCAGUCUGGGUUCUGUAAACGAAAUCGACUCUAUGCCGACAAUGCUCUUGCUACUUCAUCAUGGGAAUCUCCUUACCAGCUGGAACGAUCAACCAUCAAAUUCAACGACGGUCUCUUGACGGGAGUCGUACACAAGAAGCUGGCCAAAUCUGAGGAGAUUGUCCGACUCCCUUUUAAGCUUGCAUUCUAUGAGUCGGGAGUCGCCCGUGUCACGAUUGAUGAGGAAAAGCGUCAAAAGGGUCAAAUCGAACUUAGACACGACAGCAAGGCGAGGAAAGAGCGAUACAACGAGGCUGAGAAGUGGGCAAUCAUUGGAGGUACUACCAUCAGUACCGGUGCGGCCAUUGACAAAGACUCAGACAAGGACACAACCAAGGUGGUGUACGGUACUGGCAGCAAAUUUGAAGCCAUCAUCCACCACUCGCCGCUCAGCAUUGAUUUCAGGCGGGACGGUGAGACGCAGAUCAAAUUCAACGAUCAGGGUCUGCUCAACUUUGAACAUUGGCGUGCCAAAGUUGAGAAGAAGGUGGAGGAGGCGAAAUCGGACGAAGAGGGCAAGACAGAGUCCACCAACGAUGCGGGAGAAGAUGAAAGCACUUGGUGGGAGGAGUCCUUCGGUGGAAACACAGACACCAAACCCCGUGGACCUGAAGCCGUUGCCCUGGAUAUUUCAUUUCCCGGAUACGAACAUGUCUAUGGCAUCCCCUCUCACGCUGGUCCACUAGCAUUGAAGGAAACUCGCGGCRGAGAUGGCAAAUACUCGGACCCGUAUAGGAUGUACAACUCUGACGUGUUCGAGUACGAGAUGGACAGCCCGAUGACCUUGUACGGCAACAUUCCCUUCAUGCAGGCGCAAAAGAAAGACUCCACCGUUGGUGUUUUCUGGCUGAACGGUGCAGAAACUUGGGUGGACAUUACCAAGAAGCCAUCCGUCGCCAAUGCUUUGAGCCUCGGCGUUGCUGGCAAAGUUACAACCAACACGCACUGGAUUAGUGAGAAUGGUUUGCUGGACGUAUUUGUCUUCCUUGGUCCAACUCCGCAGGAUGUCAUUGGAGCGUACACCGAUCUCACUGGCACACAGCAAUUACCACAGCAUUUCUCUAUUGCCUACCACCAGUGUCGCUGGAACUAUGUCACAGACGUGGACGUCAGGGAUGUGGACAGGAAGUUUGACAAGCACAGCAUCCCGUACGAUGUCAUUUGGCUUGAUAUCGAAUACACUGACGGCAAGAAAUACUUCACUUGGGACUCCAUGACGUUUUCAGACCCUCUGGGCAUGCAGAAGCAGCUCGACGAGCACGAAAGAAAACUGGUGGUCAUCAUCGAUCCUCACAUCAAGAAUGAAGCGAACUAUCCCAUCGUAGACGAAUUAAAGUCGAAGAAUCUGGCCAUCAAGAACAAGGAUGGCAACAUCUACGAGGGAUGGUGCUGGCCUGGCAGCAGUCACUGGGUUGACUGUUUCGAUCCCGCAGCCCGGAAGUGGUGGUCGGAUUUGUUCAAGUACAGCAAGUUCGUUGGUGCUGCUAAGAACUUGUUCAUCUGGAAYGACAUGAACGAGCCUUCGGUGUUCAACGGACCAGAGACGACCAUGCCAAAGGACAAUUUGCACGCCGGUGGCUGGGAGCACAGAGRUGUUCACAACAUCAACGGYAUGACUCUCAUCAACGCCACGUAUGAGGGACUCCUCGCUCGCGACAAGGAGGAGGAGAAGCACAACGUUCGUCCUUUUGUCUUGACCCGCUCUUUCUGGGCGGGCAGUCAGCGACUAGGUGCCAUGUGGACUGGAGACAACCAAGCCGAGUGGUCGCAUUUGGAAACAUCAAUUCCAAUGACGCUCAGCAUGGGCAUCAGCGGGUUUCCAUUUGCAGGCGCUGACGUUGGUGGCUUCUUUGGCAAUCCUGACAAGGAACUGCUCACGCGGUGGUACCAAGCAGGCAUUUUCUACCCCUUCAUGCGUGCACACGCGCAUAUCGAUACCCGGCGCCGAGAGCCGUAUCUGGUAGGCGAACCUUAUGAGGAAAUCAUCACACAGGCCGUGCGACUCCGAUACAGCCUCCUCCCUGCCUGGUAUACGGCUUUCCACGAAGCUAGUGUCACCGGCGCUCCCAUCGUCCGCCCGAAUUACUAUGUCUUCCCGGGUGACGAAAGAGGUUUCGCGAUUGAUAAUCAGCUGUACAUUGGAAACUAUGGCCUGCUCGCCAAGCCUGUUACACAGGCUGGUCAGACGGGACAGCCGAUCUACCUGGCCGACAAGGAGAAGUACUACGACUACUUUGAUUUCUGGACAUAUGAAGGCCCAGGAGAAGUCACCGUUGCCGCACCUUUGGACACAAUUCCAUUACUCAUGCAGGGUGGUCACAUCAUCCCACGCCGGGAUCGCCCCAGAAGGAGUUCGGGAUUGAUGAAGUACGAUCCACUUACCCUUGUGAUCGUGCUCGGGAACUCGGGCGACGCGGAAGGUACAUUGUACCUCGACGAUGGCGACAGCUACGACUACCAGCAGGGCGCAUUCAUUCACCGUCGCUUCGCAUACCAAAGCUCGACUUCGACGCUUAUAAGCGAGGAUCUGGGCACGGCGGGCAAGAAGACCAAGGAGUAUCUCAAAUCGAUGGAAAAAGUCCGUGUGGAGAAGAUCAUCGUCGUAGGUGCGCCUGCGGCGUGGAAGGGCAAGACUGAGGUGGAAGUAAGCGAAGAACAGAGCAGCAAAAGUGCUUCAACCAGGAAGGUCGGUCUAGACUUCCACGGAAGCGAGGAUGGCAAGGCAGCCUGGGCUGUUGUCCGCGAUCCAGCUGUCGUUGUUGGGUCGGGAUGGAAGAUUUCAUUUGCGUAA